GCCCUCAUAUUUGAACUUGUGAACUGCCGAUUAGAAGCCACUAAUCUUAUAGUUUGGUCGUCGCCAUCUUGUUUCGCUUCGGAACCAGCGCCCAGUGUCUCAGGACUGUUUGGUUUGUUUGAGCUCUCCUUAGUUUAAGGAAAAAAUGGAUCCCAAAGGCGAAGGUGUCAGCUCUGCCGUUAAUCCGUAUGAGGGAACCACUCUGCGUGGGAAACCAGACAGCCUCACCGACCCUCAGAGCCCUCAGCAGCAGCAGCAUGGAGAAGAUUCUUCCAAACCUGGACCCAGCUGUGUGUCCAUGAAGAGUGAUGUUUCAAAGGACAUUAUUAUUAAUUUUCAUAAAACUGAAGAGAUUUCAGAGGCUGACAGCAUUCAGUCUUCCCAGGAGCUUCCAGAAAAUCUGGACUCAGUAUUUUCGGGGAUCGAGGAGAACAUAGUCACUUUUGUGAGGAAUGAACUGAAGAAGCACCAGAAGUUCCUGACUUCAGAGCUGCAAAGCUUUGAGAUGCAGAGGGAGGAAGACGAAGAGGUCUAUGGUUGCAGCAGGGAGGCAUUUCUGACGAUCUUGGUGCAAUUCCUGAAGAUUAUGAAGAAGGAAGGGCUGGCCAACUGUCUGGAGAGCAGAAGCCUCGCUGCAGCUUGCCAGCGUGAACUCAAAUCUAGUCUGAAGAAAAAGUUCCAGUGUUUGUUUGAGGGGCCUGCUAAAACUGAAACUCCUCUGAAUCAGAUCUACACAGAGCUCUACAUCACGGAGGGAGGGGGCGGAAAGGUCAGACAGAUUGAAACAUCAUCUAGGUCAACAAUCAAAACAGAAACCGAGCUCAGGUGUGAAGACAUCUUUAAACGCUCAUCUGGGAGGGAUAAACCAGUCAAAACGGUGAUGACAAAGGGAGUGGCUGGCAUUGGCAAAACAGUUAUAACACAGAAAUUCACUCUGGAUUGGGCUGAGGACAAAGCCAAUCGGGACAUGCAGUUUGUAUUUCCCUUCACUUUCAGAGAGCUGAAUGUGCUGGGAAACAAAAAGUACAGCUUGGUGAAACUUCUUCAUGACCACUUUAAUGAAACCAAAGAAGCAGGAAUCUGCAGGUUUGAACAUUUCAAGGUUGUGUUCAUCUUUGAUGGCCUGGACGAGUGUCGACUUCCCCUCGACUUCGAAAACAACGAGAUGCUCACUGAUCCUACAGAGUUGACCUCAGUGGAUGUGCUGCUGACAAACCUCUUCAGAGGGAAUCUGUUCCCCUCUGCUCACAUUUGGAUAACCACAAGACCUGCAGCAGCCGGUCAGAUCCCAUCUGAGUGGAUUGACAUGGUGACAGAGGUGAAAGGCUUCACCGAAUCACAGAGAGAGGAGUACUUCAGGAAAAGAUUCCCAAAUCAGGAGCAGGCUGGCAGAAUUGUCUCCCACAUCAAAACAUCACAAAGCCUCAGCAUCAUGUGCCACAUCCCAGUCUUCUGCUGGAUCACGGCAGCCGUUCUGGAGGGUGCGUUGAAAACCGGACAGGGAGUGGUGCUGCCCAAGACCCUGACUGAGAUGUACAUCCACCUCCUGGUGGUUCAGUGCAAAAUGAAGAACAUCAAGUAUCAUGGAGGAGCUGAGACGGAUACACCCUGGAAUCCAGACACCAAAAAGAUGAUUCUGUCUCUUGGAAAACUUGCCUUUGAGCAGCUGCAAAAAGGCAAAGUGAUCUUCUACGAAUCAGACCUGACAGAGAGUUGCAUCGAUGUCAGAGCAGCCUCUGUGUUCUCAGGAGUGUUCACUCAGAUGUUUAAAGAGGAGAGUGGAUUGUACCAAGGGAAGGUCUUUUUCUUUGUCCAUUUGAGUGUUCAGGAGUUUCUGGCUGCUCUUUACGUCCAUCUGACAUUCAUCAACUCUGGAGUCAAUCUGCUGUCAGAAGACCAACUGAUCUUCGAGGCGUAUAAAACAGUAAAAGCAGAAUCUUUAGAGGCAUACUUCUACCAGAAUGCAGUGGACAAGGCCUUACAGUGUCCAAAUGGACACCUGGACUUGUUCCUCCGCUUCCUCCUGGGUCUCUUACAAGAAACAAAUCAGACUCUCCUAGAAGGCCUGCAGACGCAGACAAGAAGUAGCUCACAGAUCAAGCAGGGGACAGUCAAAUACAUCAAGAGGCAGAUAGAGGAUAAUCCCUCCACAGAGAGGAACAUCAGUCUGUUCCACUGCCUGAAUGAGCUGAAUGACCACUCUCUAGUGGAGGAGAUCCAAGGGUUCCUCAAUUCAGGAAGAAUCUCCUCUGGGGACCUCUCUCCCGCUCAGUGGUCAGCUCUGGUCUUCAUCUUACUGACAUCAGAAAAACGGCAGGAUGUGUUUGACCUUAGCAAAUACUGUGCUUCUGAAAGGGCUCUUCUGAGGCUGCUGCCAGUGAUCAAAGCUUCCAAGAAAGCUCUGCUGAGUGACUGUAACCUCUCCGAGGAAAGCUGUGAGGCUCUGUCCUCAGUCCUCAGCUCACAGUCCUGUGGUCUGAGAGGGCUGUGCCUGAGCAACAACAACCUGAAGGAUUCGGGAGUGACGCUUCUCCCUGUUGGAUUGAAGAGUCCUUAUUGUACACUGAAAAUUCUCAGUCUGAGUGGCUGUAACCUCACAGAGAGUAGCUGUAAAGCUCUGUCCUCAGUUCUGAGUUCAGAAUCUUCUCGUCUGAGAGACCUGGACCUGAGCAACAAUGACCUGCGGGAUUCAGGAGUGAACCUUCUCUCUGCCGGACUGCAGAGUCUGCAGUGUAAACUGGAAAUUCUUAGGCUGUCAGGUUGUCUGAUCACAGAAGAAGGCUGUGCUUCUUUAGCCUCAGCUCUGAGCUCCAACCCUUCCCAUCUGAGAGAGAUCGACCUGAGCUACAAUCAUCCAGGAGAGAGAGGAGAGAGGCUGCUCUCUGCUGGGCUGAAGGAUCCACACUGGAAACUGAACACUCUCAGGUUUGAGCCUCGCGGAGCUCAGUGGUUGAGACCAGGCCUGAGGAAGUAUUAUUGUGAACUUACACUGGACCCAACCACAGCAAACAGAAACCUCAUUCUGUCUGACAACAACAGAAAGGUGACAUGGGUGUUAAAUGAGCAGGCAUACUCUGAUCACACAGAGAGAUUUGACUACUGCUGUCAGCUGUUGUGUGCGAAUCAGCUGAGCGGCCGCUGUUACUGGGAGGUGGAGUGGGAAGGAGAGACUCUCAUAUCAGUGAGUUACAGCAGUAUCAGGAGGAAAGAAGGUGCUGACAGCAGGUUUGGAGGGAAUGAACAGUCCUGGAGUCUGUGUUGCUCUGCUGGUGGUUACUCUGUCUGGCACAAUAACAAAGAAAUUGUCCUGCCCUUCUCUUUCUCCUCUUACUCUAACAGAGUAUCAGUGUAUAUGGACUACACUGCUGGCACUCUGUCCUUCUACAGAGUCUCCCCUAACACACUGAGCCACCUCUACACCUUCCGCUGCACAUUCACUGAACCUCUCUACCCUGGGUUUGGCUUCUUGUUUGGUUUUAGAGUCUGCCCAGGUUUCUCAGUGUCUCUGUGUUCAGUGUAGAGUCUCCUCUGAUGUGGAGGAACAUUCACACUUCUAUAAACAGAUCAGUUUACAGAAGUGGAAAGGCCACCAUCCUACCCCAAGGCUAACUCAAAACUCAAAGCCACAGUAAGAGUAAGUGACACCUGCUGAUGAGUUGCAUCAGGUAAAUACUAAAAAAAAAACAAGAAAAACAUGGCUCACAAUUUGUUGGGCAAG
Messenger RNA from Toxotes jaculatrix (banded archerfish), 3718 nucleotides. RefSeq names its product NACHT, LRR and PYD domains-containing protein 12-like. Bases 146 to 3520 code for a protein of 1124 amino acids. The record is from RefSeq and is a predicted model, not a curated record. Lineage: Eukaryota; Metazoa; Chordata; Actinopteri; Toxotidae. The transcript is spliced from 11 exons. Gene Ontology annotation, molecular function: protein binding.